Molecule: messenger RNA, 3036 nt
Organism: Colletotrichum spaethianum
Lineage: Eukaryota; Fungi; Ascomycota; Sordariomycetes; Glomerellales; Glomerellaceae
Product: nephrocystin-3
Exons: 1
Coding region: 1-3036 (1011 amino acids)
Cellular component (GO): kinesin complex
Molecular function (GO): protein binding
Source: RefSeq, a predicted model, not a curated record
AUGUUUGAGAACGCGUGUCGCGCGAUCGGCCGCGUGCUUAACAUCCGAGGCAUCGACGACGAACAAGCAGACGUUAAAAGCUUGGUCAAGACUGCGCUAGAACGGGACGACGUCGGCGACUGGCUUCUUAUCAUCGACAACGCGGACGACAUAGACUUACUGUUUACAAGCUUGAAGCUGAUGACGUACCUCCCUUCCAGUAGGAAGGGCUCUAUCCUGCUUACAACUCGAAACCACCAAGCCGCAGCGAGGUUUAGUCCAGGUCGCCCUACGUAUCUAGAAGAGAUGGGUGGCAUAGAAGCCACUCAGCUCCUGUGCUGCGGCUUGGAUGAAAGCCAAAUGAGCGAUGCACAAAGCACAACACAGUUGCUCGAGCAUCUCACUUAUCUGCCUUUGGCUAUACGACAGGCAUCGGCUUAUAUGGCCUGCAACAAAAGCGUGACUGUGUCCAAAUACCUUGAGUAUUGUAAGGCCAGUAGCGAAAGGCUGGUGAAGCUGCUGAGUAAGGAAUUCGAAGACCAAUAUCGAUAUGAGGCCAUCUGGAACCCAGUAGCUACGACGUGGCUGAUAUCGUUUACGCACAUCUCAAGGGAUAACCCACUAGCAGCGAAGUACCUUAGUUUCAUGUGUUAUCUCGCAGAAAAAGACAUCCCCAGAGCUCUUUUGCCUCCUGAAGGAGACAGAAUAGAUACGGACGACGAGAUGGAGACUGACGAGGCGAUAAGCACGCUGAUGGCCUACGCGUUCAUUCUGAAGCGGGAAACUGUCGAUAGGUUCGAUAUCCACCGACUGGUGCGCUUGGUGAUGCGUAACUGGCUGAGGGAGCAGGGAAAAGAAGAAGAGCAGGUGAAUGAGACGAUUUACUGGCUUUGCGAGAGGUUUCCUUGGCCUGACUACAAGAACCGAGAAGUAUGGAUGGCCUACUUGCCGCAUGCGCAAGCAGCACUUCAAGUUGGGGACUGGUGCACGGACGAUGAGGCGUUAUGGAAUCUGCUGUCGAUUACAGGAGAAAGCAAUAACCUGCUUGGGAAGUACGAAGCGGCAGAGCAGAUGCAUCGACAGACACUGGAGCUGAAGAAGAAGGUGCUGGGACCCGAGAAUCCCUCCACACUCGACAGCAUGAACAACCUGGCACUCGUGCUCAACAGUCAGGGGAAGUACGACGAGGCAGAGCAGAUGCAUCGACAGACACUGGAGCUGAAGAAGAAGGUGCUGGGACCCGAGAAUCCCUCCACACUCGACAGCAUGAACAACCUGGCACUCGUGCUCAACAGUCAGGGGAAGUACGACGAGGCAGAGCAGAUGCAUCGGCAGACACUAGAUCUGUACAAAAAGGUGCUGGGACCCGAGAACCCCGACACACUCGACAGCAUGAACAACCUGGCACUCGUGCUUGACAGCCAGGGGAAGUACGACGAGGCAGAGCAGAUGCAUCGACAAACACUGGAGCUGAGGCAGAAGGUGCUGGGACCCGAGAAUCCCUCGACACUCAGCAGCAUGAACAACCUGGCAAACGUGCUUGAACGCCAGGGGAAGUACGACGAGGCAGAGCAGAUGCAUCGGCAGACACUAGAGCUGAAGGCGAAGGUGCUGGGACCAGAGAAUCCCUCGACACUCAGCAGCAUGAACAACCUGGCACUCGUGCUUCGAAGUCAGGGGAAGUACGACGAGGCAGAGCAGAUGCAUCGGCAGACACUAGAUCUGUACAAAAAGGUGCUGGGACCCGAGAACCCCGACACACUCGACAGCAUGAACAACCUGGCACUCGUGCUUGAAAGCCAGGGGAAGUACGACGAGGCAGAGAAGAUGCAUCGGCAGACACUGGAGCUGAGGCAGAAGGUGCUGGGACCGGAGAAUCCCUCGACACUCAGCAGCAUGAACAACCUGGCAAACGUGCUUGAACGCCAGGGGAAGUACGACGAGGCAGAGCAGAUGCAUCGGCAGACACUAGAUCUGUACAAAAAGGUGCUGGGACCCGAGAACCCCGACACACUCGACAGCAUGAACAACCUGGCACUCGUGCUUGAAAGCCAGGGGAAGUACGACGAGGCAGAGAAGAUGCAUCGGCAGACACUGGAGCUGAGGCAGAAGGUGCUGGGACCGGAGAAUCCCUCCACACUCGACAGCAUGAACAACCUGGCACUCGUGCUUAAAAGCCAGGGGAAGUACGACGAGGCAGAGCAGAUGCAUCGACAGGAACUGGGGCUAUGUAAGAAGGUGCUGGGACCAGAGAAUCCCUCGACACUCACCAGCAUGAACAACCUGGCACACGUGCUUGAACGCCAGGGGAAGUACGACGAGGCAGAGCAGAUGCAUCGGCAGACACUAGAGCUGAAGGCGAAGGUGCUGGGACCAGAGAAUCCCUCGACACUCAGCAGCAUGAACAACCUGGCACUCGUGCUUCGAAGUCAGGGGAAGUACGACGAGGCAGAGAAGAUGCAUCGGCAGACACUGGAGCUAAGGGAGAAGGUGCUGGGACCGGAGAAUCUCUCGACACUCAUCAGCAUGAACAACCUGGCACUCGUGCUUGAAAGCCAGGGGAAGUACGACGAGGCAGAGCAGAUGCAUCGGCAGACACUAGAGCUGAAGGCGAAGGUGCUGGGACCAGAGAAUCCCUCGACACUCAGCAGCAUGAACAACCUGGCACUCGUGCUUCGAAGUCAGGGGAAGUACGACGAGGCAGAGAAGAUGCAUCGGCAGACACUGGAGCUAAGGGAGAAGGUGCUGGGACCGGAGAAUCUCUCGACACUCAUCAGCAUGAACAACCUGGCACUCGUGCUUGAAAGCCAGGGGAAGUACGACGAGGCCGAGCAGAUGCAUCGUCAGACACUGGAGCUGAGGGAGAAGGUGCUGGGACCAGAGCAUCCCUCCACACUCACCAGCAUGGACAACCUGGCAGGCAUGCUUCGAAGCCAGGGGAAGUACGACGAAGCAGAGCAGAUGCAUCGACAGGCACUGGAGCAAAGGGCGAAACAUAGAGAUAUGUUUCACGUCAGCAGGAGCGCGGCAACUAUGGGCCUUCUCAGGACCAUGUAG